Molecule: messenger RNA, 2785 nt
Organism: Malurus melanocephalus (red-backed fairy wren)
Lineage: Eukaryota; Metazoa; Chordata; Aves; Passeriformes; Maluridae
Gene: CWF19L2
Product: CWF19 like cell cycle control factor 2
Exons: 18
Coding region: 14-2737 (907 amino acids)
Biological process (GO): mRNA splicing, via spliceosome
Cellular component (GO): post-mRNA release spliceosomal complex
Source: RefSeq, a predicted model, not a curated record
GCGGGGUGUGCCGAUGGCGUCCGUGCUGGACAGCGAGAGGAGCCGGGAGCGGCGGCAGCAGGAGCGGGAGCGGGAGGCGCUGCUGGCGCAGGCCAAAAUUAAUUAUGAAAAGAAGGAGAGUUGCAAGUUGCUGAAAGAUCUACGAGGUGAAGAUACGUGGAUCCCUGCUGAUGUGAAUGAACACAUGGAACAACUGGAAAAGGAACAUUCUGUGCAGAAAAAAAAGAAAAAGGAUAAACAUUCCAAAAAAGCUAAGAAAGAAAAGAAGAAAAGUAAGAAACAAAAAUCUGAAAAGAAGGAUGACUUACUUGAUAGUUCUUCGGAUUCUUCAGUUGAAUGGGUUGAGUCAAAUGUGUCACAGACAGACGACGCUGGAAAGGCUUGGAAGGUCAACAAGCAACCAGAUGAUGGGAAAGAACCUUCCCAGCAGAGAGAAGAAUGGAUGAAUUUAGACUUCAUGUCAUUGAAAACAACAUCAGUAGCAGCUGUCAAAGGUGAAAAACAAAAAGAUAAAGUAUUGGAACGACAGAAGGCUCAAGAACUUGUGCAGGCCAUGUUGUCUGAGAGAGAACUCAAUCCCUAUUGGAAAGAUGGUGGUACGGGUUUGCCACCAGAGAAGGAUGAAGAAGCUUCAGUUAAGAAAGUUACAGUGGUAGAAGAUGCUGGAUUAAGUUGGCUGCGAAAAUCAUACCAAAGGAUGAAGGAGCAGGCUGAGAGAGAGAAACGAAAUUUUGAGGAAAUUGUAGCUGAGAGAUACGGGUCAGUGGAAGURUUUCAAUCACGAUUAGAAGAAGCUGAAAAAGCUGCAUCCAAAAAGGAAAAUUAUCAUGGAAGUGGAAGAUGGAAGAAGACUGACUAUUCAGAAAGUGAGAAAGAGAAGAAAGAACGGCAUAUUGAAAAGGCAACACGAGAUGAAGAUGAUAGAACCAGAAACAUGUUUUGGGGCUGUUCCAGGGACAAAUAYGGCAAGGGGUGGGUGCAGGAAGACAAGGGUUACAGAAGAGAUGUGUCAAGAGCAGAUCAGGAAUGUGGACACAGUAGCAUGGACUCAGUAUCAAGGGGCUACAACUCCAAAGCAGAAAAAUAUUCCAGUGAAAAACGAAAUCAGGAAAAGAGUUCAUCCCUAAGCAACAUGAAACACAAAUUUUUGAAACCCUCUGAAGAUGAUUCAUCAUCUUACAGUGCACCCAGAGACUCCAAGUCCCAGCAGUCCUCUUCCAAACURCCAGCUCACAGCUCUUUGAGCAGCCGUUUCCAAAAACCCGAUGAGGAUACUGCACUGUGGACCAAAACUCACGCAAAAGAUAGCAAUGAGAAAUCAGUAUCUGAUCAAAAAUCAUCARGUACUAGGGAAGAAAUUGAUGGGAAAAAUUGGAAAAGAACUCCAGGUGAUGAAAAAGAGAAAUCGCGACAGGAGCACACAAAUGAUACACUUGAGAAGAAGCAAAUUUUAUCUGACAAUGAAACAUCAUCCUCUAGAUCAUCAAAGAAUGAGCCRCCUCGGGUUCUUAGUGAAGAGGAGAUGAACAGACUGGGAGCGAGGAUUGUGAAAGCAGAACUCAUGGGAGACACGGAGUUAGCUUCAGAGCUUCAAGCAAAACUUGACAAUGCACGCAAGUUGAGAGAGACUCAAGGAGAGAUUCCMGCAAAGGCUGUCAGAGAGGCCUCARGCCGUCAAGAAGAUGAGCAAGUCGUCCUUGUCAGAACAGAUGGAAGUGGAAGGGCAUGGCCUGUGACAGGACCAGCAGAGCCACUGGAGCCAAAAGGAGGACGGAGAAAGCGGCAGAUUGUCCCUACUCAUGUCGAUAAAGAGAGAGUAAGGUAUUUUCAAGAUGAUGAUAGUAUGAACCUGAAGGAUUUGGUCAAAAAUGAGAAGAUGAGAACAGCAGAGGAUCAAAACUCACUCUUCAUGCGUAUGGCAUCAAAGCUCAUGGAAAAAACUGACAGAGAUUACUACACUCUGGAUGACAUGUUUGUUUCCAAAGCAGCCAAGAGAGCGCGCAGUGGGGAAGAGGAAGAAGUACAAAGAAGAAAAGCAAUCCGWGAGCACCAGCAACUUGCUGCAUGCAUGGAAAAGUGCCCCUACUGCUUUGAUAGYAGUGAACUUUCUAAACAUCUUAUUAUUGCAAUUGGCACCAAGGUGUACUUGUCUCUACCCAGCAACCAGUCCCUUACUGAAGGUCACUGCCUGAUAGCCCCUCUUCAGCACCAUACUGCAGCCACCCUUUUGGAUGAAGAUAUCUGGGAAGAAAUCCAGAUGUUCCGAAAUGCAUUGGUGAAAAUGUUUGAAGCCAAAGACUUGGACUGUGUGUUCCUAGAAACAAACAUGAGUAUGAARAAGCGGUACCAUAUGGUAUAUGAAUGCAUUCCUCUUCCAAAAGAAGUAGGAGAUAUGGCUCCAAUCUACUUUAAGAAAGCUAUAAUGGAGUCUGAUGAAGAGUGGUCCAUGAACAAGAAGUUAAUUGAUCUUUCUUCAAAAGAUAUUCGGAAAUCUGUUCCCAAAGGAUUGCCAUACUUCUCUGUGGACUUUGGCCUUCAAGGAGGAUUUGCUCAUGUGAUUGAAGAUCAACACAAUUUCCCUCAUUACUUUGGAAAGGAAAUUAUUGGUGGCAUGCUGGACUUGGAACCGCGGCUCUGGAGAAAAGGAGUCAGACAGAACUUUGAGGAACAGCGGAAAAAGGUGCUGCAGUUUGCACAGUGGUGGAAACCAUAUGACUUCACCAAAAAGAAAGAAUGAGAAACAACCCUGGAGCCAAGGACUAUAUAAGCCAUAAAUCACACUAAA